AUGAGCUCGUCUCUCGACGCCGCCGCUGCACCGGUGCAGCCGCUGCCGUUCCGCUUUCCCAGCGCCCGCGCUGACCAGUCCACUCCCACCUCCUCCUCCUCCCACGCCCGCUCUCUCUCCGCCGCCCUGACCGAACGUACUGCCUCGCACCGCCUCUCGCGCUCGCUCUCCUACACCAACACGCCGGCGCCGUUCCUGCUGCAACACGAACCCGCCGUGCUGCGCAACCACGUCCGCUCCUGGAACCGCCCGUCGGCGCCUCGCCCGACGCCGCUGCGCGCCUCGUCUGCCCGCUCGCUGCGCCCGCUCUCCAUCCUCGCCUCGCCGCGCCGCUUCUCGCUCGCCAAUGAUGCCUGCUCCGCGCCUACUGCGCCGUCUGCCGACCGGCCGCGCUCAUGCGCCACGCCCCGCUCGCCGACGAUGGACUCGCCCUCGUCGCCGCGCUCCGCCUCGCUCGCGGGCAUGGUCAUCGAUCUAGAAGAACUGCUUAGCGACACCAAGAGCCCUGCGCUGCUGAAUUCCUUCUCUUCGCACUCACCUUCGACGCCGCACAACUUCUCCGGGCCCGAGUCGCCCGAAGCAGAGCGUUCGCCGCCGUCUGCACAGCCCACGCGCCCGGCCUUUCGCCGCCAGUCGUCGCAGUUCAGCGUCGAGCAGCUGCCCAGCUCGCCGCUCGCCAGCGAGAUUGAGAGCUUCCAGCGCGCCUCGUACAGCGCCCGCACUCGCAGAGGCCAGUCCAUCACGCGCUCGCCGCCCAUCGUCAUCAUGCUGCGCACCUCGACCUCCUCGGUCAGCGCCAUGCCGACGAGCGACUCGAUCUCGUCGAUUGCCAGCACCUCGACGCACUACGACGACGCGCCCGAGUACAGCGUCAGCUUUGCACCGGAAGAGCCGGCGCGGCCACGCGCCUACACCACUUCGGCUGCGGGCUCUCGGUCGCCGAGGCAAGGUGCGUCGUCGAGCCGGCUGCUCGUCGACGACACAGGCAGCUCCACCGAGACGGACCGCACGCCCACCGUGGCGUCUCAGGCGGCGUUCCACACGCCGAAGCGCCAGACCGGCCGCAGCCACCGCCGCAUGCUCAGCGACACGGACGCCAUGCUUGCUCGCGCCGCGACGGCCAGCGUCGCUGCCACGGCUGCUUCGUCUGCUGCUGCUCGUCCUGGCCAUGCACGCCGCCGCAGCCGCACGCUGUUUGAGGCCAAAGUCAAGGCUCAGUCGAGCCGGAGACGCACGCGAGAGCUCUCGGGCUCUUCUCCCUCGCUCGAGGCCGCCGGUCCGCACACGCCGUCGCCACGGCCUUCGCGGCGUAGCGAGCCGCGGCAAGCCUCGCUGCGUCCCAGCAGCGCUGAGAAGAUCGAGCACGUCAUCGUCUCGCCCGAGCUCAAGGACGACGACGCGACGCUGUAUGCCGCCAUCAGCUUCAUCGACGGCGGCUACAAUGCCGGCAGCCCACUCGGCGGCAGCGACACGUCGCCCGGCUCGUCGCAGGGCAGCAUGAGCUGGAUCGACACGCCCAAGGGCAGUCUCUACUCGCCGCUCUCGCCGUUCCACGAGGCACACCGCGCCACGUCGCACCUUGCCGAGGAGCUCGAGGUGUGGUCGAGCUCUGAUGAUGACGAUGAGGCCGCCGGUGCACACGCUGCUCCGGCCAACAAGCGCAAGACGCGCAGCUCGCGCGAGAUGUUCAGCACGCCCGACGCCAGCCCCAUGAUGUCGCUCGCCGGCUCGGCACGCCAGACCGUCGUGCUGCAGGCCAGCGCCCUGUCGCUGCGUCUCAAGUCGGCCGAGCGCCUCUCGUCGCUGACUCGCGGCAAGCUGGUGCAGCAAGAAGCACUGCAGCAGGCCGUGCAGAGCCAGCAGCCACAGCCGCAACCGCAGCAGCCGCGCCGCGCCGCCCGCCAGCUGCCGCCGAAGCGCGAUGGGCAGAGUCUGACGGGUCAGCCGCUGCCGGCGCUGCCGACGCUGCCGACGCUGCCGGGUGCGAUGGAUGUGCACGAGUCGCCCAAGGGCACGCUCUCCUCCGACCAGCCGACGUUUGCGAGCGCACACCACUCGCUAUCAACUGGCCCUCGCAUGGCGUCAGCCGAGGCUCGCACUCGCAGCGGCUCGAGCACGUCGACGACGAGCACAUGGAGCUUUGCCUCGACGGCUGCCGGCAUCAUGUGCAUUCCCGGCGACGAGAUGGCGAUGAUCCAGCGCGACGCCACGGGCCUGGGCAUCAGCAGUGGCCUGACCACGCCGAGCGCCUCUCCCACCAAGCCGAUUCGUCCCGAGCGCAGCCUGCGCCGUCCCAGCGCCACGGACCUAACGGUGUCGACAACUGCACUGCUGCAGCCGCAGGCAGCUACAGCGCCCAAGAAGCGCUCUUCGCGCUCUGGCAGCGGCUCGAGCUCGCGCCGUCGGCAUACAGGUCCGCGUCUGGAUGCUGCACUGCCCAAGACGCCGGCUCGCAUGGCCAGCCUGGAGCACUGCGUUGCGGCGCCGUCGGCUCGUAAGCAGCUCAAUGCGCCGCCGCCCGCACGCCCGCUGCUUGGUGCAUGGAUGAGCGAGUCCAUCACGCCGCAGCUGGCGCCCGCCGCCUUCCAGUUCGUCACUGUGCCGCCGACCCCGGAUCCGACGGCGCCCACCGCCUUCGAGUCGCCUCGCCAGGCACCGCGUGCGCCUUCGCCGGCCGACAAGUCGCUGCCUCCGCCGCCGGUCGAGACGUCGAGCACUGGCACGAGCUUCGCCUCCUCUGCCUCAGUCGCCACAUUCGUCGCGCGUGUCACACAGCAAGCUGGCGCCGAGGCGGCGACUUUCGGCACGUCGCCUUCGCGCCCUCAGGCCAGCGGCGGCCUGCGUGCUCGCCUCACGGCCAAGCUGCGCAGCUCGACGUCGUCGCUUACGCUGCGCAGCGAGUUUGCGCAGGUGACGCCGCCCGGCUCGGCACGCAGCGAGCGCUCCAGCUCCGAGCCGGAGGAGAUCGUCGCCUUCAGCCCGACGGGUCCGCGUCCCUCGCUGCCCGUGGCGAUGGAGCGCAACAUGUGGAGUGCCAGUCUGGGCCGUUCGUCGAUCAGCCAUCUGCGCAGCAGCAACGGCUCUGUCGCCUCGCUCGGCUCCGUCAUCUCCGCCGAGGCCGAGGCCGAGGAGGACUUGGCCUUUGCGCGCUCCAGCAGCUCCAUGUCGCGCCGCAUGAGUCCCUUUGUGCGGCGCAAGAGCACGACGCUGCACCGUGCAUCUGAGACGUGGUCGCGCUCGUCUACGUCAAUGGAGCGUCACGGCUCCGCCAGCAGUGCUGCUUCAUCGGCGAGCAGCACGGACAGCUACUCGAUGCCUCCGCCCAUGGUGCGCACCGACUCGUCGGCGACGACGGCGACCGUCUCGUCGUUCUCUGACUCAGAGGACGACGAGGAGCUCGACGAGACGACGGCGCAUGACCGCGUCGACAAGCUGCGUGGCUCGCUGCGCCGCACGCCGUCGCGGCUCGGCCUCAAUGCUCUCGCGUGGCCGCGCGCACGCAAGGCGUCGCUCGACGUCGUUGAGCAGCCGUACAUGGCGCCGCCCAAGAGCGCCACUCGCCGCUCCAGCCUCUUUGGCAUGAACGUGUGGGCGUAG
Tilletiopsis washingtonensis is the source of this 3597-nucleotide messenger RNA. RefSeq lists its product as hypothetical. Lineage: Eukaryota; Fungi; Basidiomycota; Exobasidiomycetes; Entylomatales. The record is from RefSeq and is a predicted model, not a curated record. Bases 1 to 3597 code for a protein of 1198 amino acids. The transcript has a single exon.